CAAAAGUUUCCCAAACCGGAGCUGUCGCUGUGACGGGACGACGCGGACCGCCGCGGCCUCCGCUGCCAUGUUAUCUAAAGAAUGGCGCAUUCUAGAAAGCGUGUGUUCUUCUGCGGCCCGGACGUGAGCUGAGUUUUGGCCAGGCGUCAUCUUCUUAUUUUACCCGAACUCUUCCUCCCCCCCUCCUCCUCCUCCCCCCCGCCGCCGCGGAGCGCGGCCAUGCCGGAGACGUCCAAGAUGAAGAAGCCGGACGUCAAGGUGGUGAUCCUGGGCGACAUGCACGUCGGGAAGACCUCGCUGCUCCACCGCUACACCGAGAGGAGGUUUAAGGACACCAUCAGCACCGUCGGAGGGGCGUUUUUCCUCAAACAGUGGGGGCCGUACAACAUCUCCAUCUGGGACACCGCCGGCCGGGAGCAGUUCCAUGGUUUGGGCUCCAUGUACUGUCGGGGUGCAGCGGCAGUCAUCCUCACUUACGACGUCACCAACUGGCAGAGCCUGGCGGAGCUAGAGGAGCGCUUCCUGUCCCUGACCGACACCGCCAAUCACGACUGUAUUUACGCCAUAGUGGGCAACAAGGCCGACCUCACCGACCCCGAGGCUCAUCUGGUCCCCGUCAUCGAAGGGAUCACCGAGAGCGAGGAGGAGAGGACAGAGCCACAGGCGCCCCCCGCAUGCCCCACCCCUCCGGCCUCUCCGACCCCCCUGGCGGGCGUGAUGGUGCGCAAACAGGUGAGCCAGGAGGACGCGGCAGCGCUGUAUGAGAGAAUACUGCGCUACAAGGGCCUGGAAGAAAAGAGCAGCCUGCCGGCGGAGAGGAUGUGCUUCGAGACCAGCGCCAAGACGGGCUAUAACGUGGACAUUCUGUUUGAGACGCUGUUUGACCUGGUGCUGCCCUCCAUCAUCAGGAAGAGGAACGAGAACCAGGCGUCCCCCACGGUGGAUCUUGAGGAGUGCAGGGGGGCCAACAGCAAGAAGACCAAGGCUGCCUGCUGCUAGGGCCGAUCCACGAGGUCACCACCAACAGACAGUGACUGUUUUAAAGGCAAAUCUUCAGGUUGGUACAAUCCUGGAAAGGUACUGAGUUGGUGUUAGGUGGUAACCUCGCAUUAAAUACUUAGGAGUACACACUAACACACACACACACACACAUAGCUGAUCUGUCACCCAAUGAUAUGUGAAGUAUUGCUUUAUAUGAGGAAGCAAAGCAAUUACAUGUUUGGUGUUUGGAUUCUACACUUUGGAAAGUGCAUUAAAAAGACUGAACCUGUACUCGACUCCUACGAGGUGUGCCUACGAGCCAGCAGACUACUAAUACACUUAAAUUAUAUAGACUUUACAACUCAAAUCACUGGUAGUAAACGUUGCCGUUUUAACAGCACUGGCGGUCACGUGGGUGGCACAUUGGAUUGUGUAAAUCAAUCUCGUUUUUAAGGAUUUGAUGACGCGGAGGGAAAAAAAAUCCUGUUCCUUCAGUGUUGAUCCUUUACAUUUCAUUUGCACAUUGUCUGCACUGUUCAAGAAGUGUAAAUGUACUGAAUUACGUGUUGUAAAUAUUCCUGUUAAUUUUUUUAAAGAUGCUAUUAUAAAUAAAGAUUUUUAUUUUAAA
Molecule: messenger RNA, 1609 nt
Organism: Lampris incognitus (smalleye Pacific opah)
Lineage: Eukaryota; Metazoa; Chordata; Actinopteri; Lampriformes; Lampridae
Gene: rab20
Product: RAB20, member RAS oncogene family
Exons: 2
Coding region: 220-999 (259 amino acids)
Biological process (GO): intracellular protein transport
Cellular component (GO): endomembrane system
Molecular function (GO): GTP binding; GTPase activity
Source: RefSeq, a predicted model, not a curated record